GUGCCGGAGGCUGAACCCGGCAAACAUGGCAGCCGCCUCCUAUUUUAGCCGGGCUAUGGCUGCCCUGGCAGGGUUGCUGCUCUUGUCCUUCGGCAGCUUGGCCACUAGUCAGAUCGAGGAACAAGCAGAGCAGUUCUUUAGAAGUGGCCACACAAACAACUGGGCUGUUUUGGUGUGUACAUCCCGAUUCUGGUUUAAUUAUCGACAUGUUGCAAAUACACUUUCUGUUUAUAGAAGUGUGAAGAGGCUAGGCAUUCCUGACAGCCACAUUGUUCUGAUGCUUGCAGAUGAUAUGGCCUGCAACCCUAGGAAUCCCAAGCCAGCUACAGUAUUUAGUCACAAGAAUAUGGAACUAAAUGUAUAUGGAGAUGAUGUGGAAGUAGAUUAUAGAAGUUAUGAGGUAACUGUGGAGAAUUUUUUACGGGUAUUAACUGGGAGGAUCCCACCUAGUACUCCUCGGUCAAAACGUCUUCUUUCUGAUGAUAGGAGCAAUAUUCUUAUUUAUAUGACAGGACAUGGUGGCAAUGGUUUCUUGAAAUUUCAAGAUUCUGAAGAAAUUACCAACAUAGAACUUGCAGAUGCUUUUGAACAAAUGUGGCAGAAAAGACGCUACAAUGAGCUACUGUUUAUUAUUGAUACUUGUCAAGGAGCAUCCAUGUAUGAGCGAUUUUAUUCUCCUAACAUAAUGGCUUUAGCUAGUAGCCAAGUGGGGGAAGAUUCACUCUCGCAUCAACCUGAUCCUGCAAUUGGAGUUCACCUUAUGGAUAGAUACACAUUUUAUGUCUUAGAAUUUUUGGAAGAAAUUAAUCCAGCUAGCCAAACUAAUAUGAAUGACCUUUUUCAGGUAUGUCCGAAAAGUCUAUGUGUGUCUACUCCUGGACAUCGCACUGAUCUUUUUCAGAGGGAUCCUAAAAAUGUCCUGAUAACCGAUUUCUUUGGAAGUGUACGGAAAGUGGAAAUUACAACAGAGACUAUUAGUUUGCAACCAGAUUUAGGAAUCCUGGAAAGCAGAGAUAAGGAAGACGGGAUGGAUGAGGAACUAAUAGAACCCCUGAAAUAUGCUGAACAACUUCCAGUAGCUCAGAUAAUACACCAGAAACCAAAGCUGAAAGAUUGGCAUCCUCCUGGGGGUUUUAUUCUGGGAUUGUGGGCACUCAUCAUCAUGGUUUUCUUCAAAACUUACGGAAUCAAGCACAUGAAGUUCAUUUUCUAGGCGCGAUGAUGCAUAAAGAGGACUGCAUGGAAGACUACAAUCUUGGAUAAAAAUUGAUGUCAUAUCUUUUUAAAAAUUCAUUGCUCUUGUGUGAAUUGGCAAAAAAUAUAAGGAAACUAAAUUUGGUGCACUAUUGUUUUUUAACUUAAAGAAAAAUAAUUGUUAAUGUAAGUGUUAAAUGCCGCUAAAUAUAUUUUCAUGUUUUUCUUUGGUGUGUUAUUAAAAAAAUGGGACAAAGAGGUCAGAAUAUACUUAUUGACUCAUUUUGAAAAAGAAAGAAUUUCCCGUUAGCCCCUUUUCAUUUGGAAAAGAAAAAAGCGGACAUUAAAUUCUCACCAGCAGAGCUAAUUUCUGAUCGUAGUUUUGGGUAUGUUCUCCCAGUCUUUUUUCUAUGUACUUAUUUUUGCGGGUCUAAAAUAGAGAUUGUAUAGAACCAUUUUGUAAUCUCACUUUUCAUUUCACAAUAUGUUAUCAACCAUUUGCCUCUCCUUGGAAAUUCUGCAAGAACACAUUGGGAAUGGCUGCAGAGCACCCAUUUUAUGAAUGUACUGUAAUUUAUUUAACAGUGUUCUUUUGUUGGACCUCUUACCUUGUUCCCAAAAUUGUCCUUUGGUUCAUUCUUUAAUAUGUGAAUAUUUUACUGUCAGUCACUCAUGGAAUUCUGUAGCUUUAAUUUUAAGUAAAUAUGAAA
This is a messenger RNA of Myotis lucifugus (little brown bat), 1904 nucleotides long. It is a transcript of the gene PIGK, whose product is annotated as phosphatidylinositol glycan anchor biosynthesis class K. The record is from RefSeq and is a predicted model, not a curated record. The transcript is spliced from 11 exons. Gene Ontology annotation, molecular function: GPI-anchor transamidase activity. Gene Ontology annotation, biological process: proteolysis; attachment of GPI anchor to protein; protein localization to cell surface. Bases 26 to 1213 code for a protein of 395 amino acids. NCBI's taxonomy places the organism in Eukaryota, Metazoa, Chordata, Mammalia, Chiroptera, Vespertilionidae. Gene Ontology annotation, cellular component: GPI-anchor transamidase complex.